AUUCCCAUUCCAUUUCCACCCAUCCCGCGUCUCGCCGACCAUCGGAGGACGAAAGAAGGGGCAAGGCAAGAUGACGGAGCCGCCGCCGGAGCAGCGGACGCGCAAGAAGGGGAAGAGGGGCGAGCGCAGCAGCGCCGCCGCCCGCUUCGCCGCGCUGCCUCCCGACGUCCGCGAGCGCAUCCUCGCCUUGCUCCCCUACUGGGACGUCAUCCAGCUCUACGGCGUGUGCCGCGCCUGGCGCCGCCUCCGCCUCCACACCACCACUCCCGUCGUCGACAUCGACCUGCGCGACCUGCUUAUGGUCGACGGCUGCACCAUCUACGAGGCCGCCAUCUACGGCCUCCGCGUCGCGCUCGGGGACGAGAGGAGGAGCCGCCCAGUGGAGAUGCUCGACCUGACCUACUGCUCCGGCGACCGCGACAUGAGGACGCACGCCGACAAUCUCAUGGAGCGAGUCCAACCGCACAGGAUUCGCAUCUCCCUCGCCCGCAGCUGCGCCCUCACCACCGGCGAGCUCCUGGACGCCUUCUUCCGCCGGCUGGACAGGUGGGUCAUGUACGUGCCGUUCCUGGCCGGCGAGCUCGAGCUCCGCGGGGGCGACCACCGCGUGCCAAUGAUCGACGGCACCGGCGCCGAGCUCCUCGACGUUCUCUCCCUCUCUCAAGCGGUGCUCAAGGACGCGCCGCGCCUCCGCUCCCUGCGCUCGCUGACGCUCUCCGGCGUCACCGUCGCCGUGCCGCUCGUGCCGGGCGAGUGGUGCCCGCUGCUGGAGCGCCUGCGCAUCGAGGACUGCCGCGUCGAGCGUCGCGCCGUGGUCGUGCUCCUGCCGCGGCUCAAGCUGCUCGCCAUGGAGGACGUCGACGUCGGCUCGGCCGGCCGCGAGGACGCACCGUUCGGCGACGUCGCCGUCGACGCGCCGGAGCUUGAGGAGCUCGCGGUCAGCUGCUCCACCCGCUGGGCCGUGGACUACAGGUCCUUCGCCGUGCGCGCGCCGGCGCUGCGGCGCCUGCGCUGGCGCGAGCAGUUCGCGCAGUGCGUGCGCGUCGACGUCGGCAACCCGGGCAGCGUCUCCGAGGGCACGAUCGAGUUCACGGCCAACGGCGAGUGCGAGAUGAAGUUGUUCCGCGCGCAGAUGAUGAAGAUGCUCCGGGGGCUCCUCCCCGACCUGACGCCGAACAGCAUCGCAGACGUUGCACGGCCUUACAUGAAGCUAGACAUCCGAACCACGGUGGAUGAAGACACCGGUGGUGAGGUGAUCCAGGAGGAGAAGCUCACCUGCGACAUCGGUGGCCUCCUCAUGUCUCGACCUACCUGAAUGGUGAACGCUGCUCUGGUCGGUGGUGCUGAAGAAGGGUACAAGUUGGGGACUUUUGAAGCAUCUAAGGGGGUGUUUAGAAACAGGGACUUCAAAAAAGUCCCAGGGACUUUUUAGUAUUUAGAAGUAUUAAAUAAAUAUUAAUUAUAAAAUUAACUGCAGAACCCUGGGGCUAAACUGCGAGACGAAUCUAAUGAUGUAUCUUAAUCUAUGAUUAGCGAAUGGUUACUGUAGCAUCACUGUAGCCAAUCAUCGAUUAAUUAGGCUCAUUAGAUUCGUCUCGCGAAAAAGCACUCAGCUGUCAAAAAACAUUUAUAAACAGAUUUUAUUUAAUAAUAUAAA
Panicum virgatum (switchgrass) is the source of this 1657-nucleotide messenger RNA. RefSeq lists its product as uncharacterized. Gene Ontology annotation, molecular function: protein binding. NCBI's taxonomy places the organism in Eukaryota, Viridiplantae, Streptophyta, Magnoliopsida, Poales, Poaceae. The record is from RefSeq and is a predicted model, not a curated record. The coding region runs from base 71 to 1315 and encodes 414 amino acids. The transcript has 2 exons.